AUGAGCCGCUUGGGGAUCGCCGUGCUGGCUGUACUCAUGUCCUCCCUUCCCUGUUGGCUGGGCGCCCCCUGCCCACCCGUGCCCACCCCCAGCAACAUCACACAAUUCGUCUGCGUCUCCCCAUCCCUCAGCAGCUUCCCGACUGGCUUCCCUGAGGAGACGCUGAUGAUCUCCAUGGAGUUCACCAACCUCUCCAGCAUCGGCCCCGAUGCCCUGCAGAAGCUCCCCAAGCUCCAAGAGCUGCACCUCUCCAGCAAUCAGCUGAGGAGCGUCCCCGGCAGCCUCUUCCGGGAUCUGCCAGCGCUGCGGGUCUUGGAUCUCACCAACAACCUCCUGGAAGAUCUGCCCCCAGAGAUCGUCAACUCCUAUAGCCCUCUGCAGCACCUGGUUCUGAAUGGGAACAGGCUGGAGGCCUUGGAGCCAGCGUGGUUCCAGACGCUGGGGCAGCUAGAGUGGUUAGAUGUGUCCAAUAACCGGCUGCAGGCCCUGCCUCCAAAGUGCUUCCAGAACCUGAGCAGCCUGAAAAGCCUUGACCUGUCCAAUAACCACCUGGACAGGCUGGCCCCGGAGCUGCUGGCCGGCCUGCCCAGCCUGGAGAGGUUAAACCUGGAAGGCAACCGGCUCCACUCCAUUGUCGAGCACACCUUCGACCUGGUGCCGCACCUCAGUUACCUCUUCCUCCAGCACAACAAUCUGAGCUCGCUGCCUGUGCAGCUUUUCCGGGAGCUGGGCCAGCUGCGCCACCUGGAUCUCUCCAACAACAGCCUGACCUUGCUGUCCCCCUGCUUCUCGGAGCAGAACCUGACACUGGAUCUGGAUCUGUCCGGGAACCCGUGGGCGUGUGACUGCGCCAUGCUCUCCUUCAUGCAGUGGGUGACAGGCCACUCGGUCGGCCUGUAUGCCUCACAGUACACCCUCUGUGGGACCCCCGAGAACCUCAAGGGCCAGACGGUAGCAGCCGCGACCAAGGACAAGCUCACUGCUUCCUGUUCAGCUGCACCAGCAGAGCACCCGAGCCCCUGCAGCCACCCUCGGGGCCAGGCUUCCUAA
Gopherus flavomarginatus (Mexican gopher tortoise) is the source of this 1050-nucleotide messenger RNA. RefSeq names its product leucine rich alpha-2-glycoprotein 1 (gene LRG1). Gene Ontology annotation, molecular function: protein binding. The coding region runs from base 1 to 1050 and encodes 349 amino acids. The record is from RefSeq and is a predicted model, not a curated record. The transcript has a single exon. NCBI's taxonomy places the organism in Eukaryota, Metazoa, Chordata, Testudines, Testudinidae.